Amyelois transitella is the source of this 3759-nucleotide messenger RNA. RefSeq lists its product as uncharacterized. The record is from RefSeq and is a predicted model, not a curated record. The transcript is spliced from 11 exons. Bases 194 to 1837 code for a protein of 547 amino acids. NCBI's taxonomy places the organism in Eukaryota, Metazoa, Arthropoda, Insecta, Lepidoptera, Pyralidae.
CCUACAUUUUAAGUAGGUACCUACCUAUUGCACUACCUGCAAAUUUCGUAAUGCGAAUUUGCGAUUAACACGAUUUCUGAAAUUAUUAGUUAAUGUGCUAUUUGCUAUUAUUUCAUUUGUGUUUUCUGUAGUUUAUAAAUAGUUUUUCUUUUCUAGUUAAGGGAAGUGAGCAUUAAUACUUCAUAACUGUUAUAUGAACAUCGUUAGAACAGUACAAAUAUUAUUUAAUCACAAAGUUUCAACAACGGCAUAUAAGAUGGAUCUUCGGCAUUUCCUAAAUCUGUCCUGGUGCAAACCAGACUGGUGUUUUCCGAGUAUGAGCAAAGAAACUAAUGAGCUACUGAGACAAUGUAUAGACCUACCCAAAGCCAAUGUAACAGAUGAUUUGGAUGAACUCAUCAAGAAGAGCAAAGCAUUUCCAGUGCCGUUCCCCAUUGAGACUGUGAGAUUACACGAGCUCAAAGAAAGCAGGCCUAUAGAGAAUUUAAAGAAGAAUGUUGCCUCUACAUACCCCAUCAUACACGAGAGGGUGCUAUAUCUUAUGACACAUUUCCUCAUUUAUAAAAGGGAGUUUGGGACCGCCAUAGAAAAAGCUUUCUAUAAAGACAUGACGGUGCCAGACCUCAUCGACAGGAUAUUGAAGAAGCGAGCGGUCACCUUCAUGGAGGAAAAUGACCAUUAUUUGUUACUGACCGGAGAGACGGGCUACGACGGAUGGGAGUCGAUCGGUACUCUACAACAGAAACCGCCAUUGAUCCUUGAAAACUGUCUCUCCUACGACGAAAUGAAACUCUCGGCGAUGGUAUACGUCAGCGGCCAUACGGAAUGUAUCAACGAUGGUUCUAGAAAUAAUGCAGGAGUUGUCAUGGAGAAGGGAGUGGAAGAGAAUGCAGUUAUAAUUGGCUUAAUAGGCGCAAGAUUCGAACGCAAACUGCGCAUGGAUUGCGAAGACAUAUUGAUAACUGAACAGCAGAACAGUUUGGACAACGGCUACGGUGAGGAAGUGACGCCGACGACAUGUCUGAACGUGUUGAAGACCACUUACGUGAGGAACAAUCAGUCCACUAAGCACAUGUGGAGGCAGAUGUGGUCGGAAUUCUAUCAGGUACACAGCUACACGCACGAAGAGCUCACUUCCUACGUCAAUAUAUCGGAGAAAUCCGAAGACAAACGCUAUACCGACCGUUACGUCAAAGUUCCUGGCACUGAUAUAAUAUUCGACAAUGAGGUCUAUUAUAAGAGGUUGAGCAUCUUAGUCGAAACUACUUUGUUAGAGGCUGAUUAUAGAGCGAGGGAGGCGGAAAAAGACGCGUUUGUCAAUAUCAUUGGGUGUGGUUUAGGAGUGUGGAAGAUAUCGCCACACCAAACGGACGUUUACGUGCUAUCAUUUCUAGAAAGGAUAAGGUCUUACCUCAAAAAGGACUUGUUGAAUCACGUCUCGGAUGUAAACUUCGCGUAUAUUCGCCCCAGCGCUGGUAUACUAGCUUUAUUUGGCGAGAGCGAUGAGAAGAAGAUAUUCUUUGAAUGCAAGAAACAUCCAAGAGGUGGUAUCAACGUUCAAUUGGAAAAUCGUGAACCGGCCGCGAAAUUGACGGGAGAACACGCCGGCAAAUUACUCGUUAUGACUUAUCCUUGGGACGGGAAUGCGCAUCCAGGGAAUGAGUUCUGGCUAGGCAGCCUCACAGGUUCCGGCGAUCCGGCCGCGGCUUGUUCCACACAAAUUGCUGAACUUCAUAACGCACAUAUAAAUACGGCUGUUAGUGCCCACAAUGUCAGAGUGGCGGGGAAGCAUGGUGUCAGUACUCUAUCUGAACACGCUGAGAGGAUUGACACUUAAAUGUGCUACAUUUGUUUAUAAAAUUACAGUUUAUUGUACUAUAUAUAAUUUUACUUAAAUAUUGGACCUUAAUAGAAUGUACUUAUUUAUAGUCAGACUUACUGAUAGACUCUGAUUAUUAAGCGCUAAAGGAAAAUGUGCUAAGAAAAUAUGGCGUCAGAACACAACAAUAAUUUGAAAAUAUACAUUAAGAUAUAUAUGGAUUUUUAUCAUCACUUGUUAAAGUUUUAUCACUAAUUUUCUUAACAAUCUGGCCUUCAACAGAGUAUAACUAAUAGUUAAAUAGCUGAACUACAUUACGCACAUAUAAAUAUAGCUGUUAGUGUCAGUUUGGCGGAAAAAACAUGGCGUCACUAUUCUAUACGAACACGCUGAGAGAAUUGACACUUAGAUAUUAUAUAGAACUUGUUUAUAUCUUGUUUAAUUCAUGUCAUUCCCAUACAUAUUAGGCCUAAACAGAAGGUUAAUACUUAAAAAUCUGAACUCCACAUAAAUAUGAAGUUAUAUUUUUAAAACAAGUUAAAGUUAUGGGAGUACCUAUAUAGUCUUGGCAUUGUCAGUUAUACCUUGUCGUAAAGACCUAAGCAGAGUAAAGCUCUGACUUUAGCGCUUAAACAAUAAGAAUUAAAAAAAAAUAAGCGCAAAAUGGCUCUAAAUUGGCUUGCAAAAUAAGUUCUGGAUAAGUUUGUAGUGUAAGUACUUACUCAAAUUAUACUACGUUUUAAGCGCAACAAUUUGUGUUAAAAUUUUAAGUUGGUUAUUUCUUCUUGUAAAAUAUUUCCUUUUUCAUUAUUGUUUGAAUGUUUACUCGAUUGAUAGCGCAAAAACAAGAAUGAGUGACCAUUAAUUCAUUAAUUAUACUGUCUGAAUGAUAUGCAGAUAAAAAAAUUGUACUUAUAGGUCUAAAUUCGCUUGUAAAAUGAAGUGUGUUUGUUUAAAUUUCAUAUUUUAUUUGGGCAUAUAACAAAAUUGAAGCUGUGAUAAAAUGUAUUAUGAUGUUUAAAAUUUCUUUAUAUCGUUCUUAUGAAGUUUUUUUUAUGGGUGUGAUGGUGUUUAAUGUUUUCUCUGUUUUAUAAUGUCACAAUAAAGUCUGAUUUUGUUUAAAUCUGUGUAUAUGUCAAUUAAGUUUAUAAAGAUUUGUACUGUUUUUUAAUGAAAUAAAGUUUAUUUUGUCCGUACGCUAAAGGUUUAUAUGAAGAUCGCAUCGAGAAACACCGAGAAAUUUCAAUGAUUUUUUUUUCAGACGAAAUACAAAUACGUAAGGUGAAAUUACUACUACAAAAUAUUAUAAUUAAGACAAUAUUAUAUGCGUUGUGUCUCAUUUUAAAUUUAAUGUUGUUUUUUAUCGAGUAGUAGAUUUUGCGAGAACCGGUGACAGAGUAUUUAAAUGUAUCUGAAUGGUAAACGAGAGAUCUUGUGUGUGUCGUACAUUAGUGUGAAUGCUAACCUAUGAUCUUAUGGUGAGAGAAAACAUCGUGAGAAAAGUGUAGGUAUAUUCAGGCGAUUGGAUGUGUAACCAUGAUACAGGGUAUGUUCCCCUGCAUUUUUACGAAGCGACUUCUGUGUGAUUGCAGAGGUCACACAGGAGUCGCUUCGUAAAAAAACCUGACUUACCCAAUUUAGGAUCAUGGUUAUAGGUGAAACCUGGCAUUCCCCAGUGACGAUGUCCGGACGAUUAUGAAGACAAAGCAUGUAUAAAAACAACCUUACCGCUUUGUAAUAAGAAUAAAAUAAGCUCACUAUGAUGUAUCUGUUAACGAAUUUAUUAAACUGUAUGUUGUAUGUAUGUUAUUCUAUAAUUAAUGUUCGUAAAAUAAGCCCCUAAAAUUUAACAUUCCUUAUAUUGAUUGCAUCAACAAGCUGAUACUAUUUGUAAAAGAAAUAGGUUUCUCUGCGAAUUAGAUAAAAUUGAGUUGAUAAAU